Oreochromis aureus is the source of this 3432-nucleotide messenger RNA. RefSeq names its product ERBB receptor feedback inhibitor 1a (gene errfi1a). The coding region runs from base 263 to 1450 and encodes 395 amino acids. The record is from RefSeq and is a predicted model, not a curated record. Lineage: Eukaryota; Metazoa; Chordata; Actinopteri; Cichliformes; Cichlidae. Gene Ontology annotation, biological process: regulation of keratinocyte differentiation; negative regulation of epidermal growth factor receptor signaling pathway. The transcript has 4 exons. Gene Ontology annotation, cellular component: extrinsic component of cytoplasmic side of plasma membrane.
UUAUCUAGAAGUGUCACAGAAAUGCCUGAGUGUCGCCAAGUCUUUGGCGACCUGUUCCUGAUGCAACUGAAAACUGAAGAUUACAGACUCAAAUCAAACCCCGAAAUAAACUGAGGGGCUGCAUUUUACCAAAGAGGACUUUAGGGGUCAGUCAGCGGAGAGAACUGCGAAGUGAAUUAGAUUCAUUCAUGGCUGUUUUUUAAUAUAGGUACACCAGAAGCAGGGGCAGCCAGCCGGGCGAUCUGAGUGUUUCCUGGCUUUGAUGCGACCCGAGGGCGCCUGGAGCAUGUCCACAGUGGGCCUGACUGCCCAGGAGAUCUCUUUUCCCAUAGAAAACCCCUUUCUCCGGGGCAGCUACUGUCACAGCAUGGCUGGAUCUAAACCCUCCUGGAGGAAUCGCCAUGUACUGGACAACAGCUUCUACUUCAGUAUGGACACGGCAAACAUAGAUCCCAGCUAUCGUGCCCAGCAAAAGGGGCCACUUCCAAGUUAUGAGAGACAUAAACACAGUCCCAACUCACAGAGAAACUCAAAGAAAUCCCGGCCUUCCCAACUCUUCCUGUCCUCCAGCAAUGAACCUUCCACCCCAAGUCCUGCUGAUGAUGACCAGGUGGUCCCCUCGUUCCAGAGGCUGUCAUUUAACGAGUUGAACAGCCCACCACAGACACCUAACAGAUGCUCUAAGCCUCUGCCCCCUAUUCCCCCACAGACAGAUAUCUCCCAUGAGCAGGCUAUGGACAGUGAGGUAGAAUUUUUCACAAGUUCAGACGACAGCUGCCGCCUGGUGUCUGAUCAAUUUUCUAAAUCAGCUUUUAGAAAUCAUGUGGCCUGUGGGCAGACUAACCCCGCUUACUACGAUGGGCCAUUAGGACCACAAAGCCAGCAGCAGCCCCAACAGCACCAUCAGGCAAAUCCUCCGCAGGAAGUACGGGAACAGUAUGAGCAGCAGCCACAGGAAAGACCCGCUCAGAGGAGACUACGACGCUCUCUCUCUGGACCAGCUGGAUCUUUACACAAGCUGCCACGACCCACAUGCCCCAAAAGGCACCCAGAGGUUCCCCCUCCUAUACCUCCACGUAACGUCAAGACAGAUUGCAGGCGCUGGUCAGCAGAAGUCUCAUCUGGGGCUUACAGCGAUGAGGACAAACCACCCAAACUGCCUCCAAGAGGCCAUUUGUCGCACUCCCGCACUCCCAGCCCUAAGAGCCUCCCAACAUACACUAACGGGGUGAUGCCCCCAACCCAAAGCUUUGCACCAGAUCCUAAGUAUGUAAGCGGUCGGAGUUUACAGAGACAGAACAGUGAGGGCUCCCCAUGUAUCCUUCCUAUUAUGGAGAAUGGCAAGAAGGCCAGCACCACACAUUACUACCUUCUGCCUCAGCGGUCUCCUUUUGCAGACUCGCCUUGUGACUGCCACACCAGAAAGAAAGCACAGGUGGAUUUUGUUUGAAAAGUUUUUGUGGAAGUAAUAGAAGACUAUACUGUACAUGCGCAAAACCCACUUGACAAAAUGGUGAAAUUGGACACCAACAACCUUUUUAAACUGCUGCUUUUACCUUUUUUCUUUUUUCUUUUUGUAAUACCCCUUAUGUAUUUUGAACACACAGGGUAUUUGCGCACUGUGUACAGUUACUGGUAAUAUUGAAAAGAUAUUUUCUGUGAAAACCAUGUCUAACUAAAGAUUGUGGGCAAAGUUCAACAGUCUAUAGCUUUUUUUUUUUUUUUUAAUAUAUUUUAAUUUUAUGACAUUCAAUAUUUUGCUCUGUUUUAGUAAAGAUGUGGUACAGUCAGAAAGUACAAGCGGGCCUUGUACCUUGUGUGCUCAGUGUUUUGUGUCUGAUGUGGUGUGGAUGUUUUGUGAGAUGCACUGGGGCUUUUUGAUGGUGCUUUUGUAUCUUACAAGGGACAAAAAGGUCAGUAAUGUAACCAUGUAUCACUUAAUAUAUGAAGUCUAAAUACAAGCCCGAUGAAUUUAUAACAAAAUGAAGGAUUCUAGCACGUGCCGAUUCUGUUUGCUAUUAUAUCAAUACUGAUAUGGGUUUCACGCCUUGAUGUAAUGUCAGUCUUACUCAGGCUGACUACUUCAAAGUAAAUUUGUGUUGUGUUUUGUUUUGUUGUUUGUUUGUUUUUUCACCCCAUAUGGCACAUUGUCAUGGUACAUUUUGUACUAGUAGGUGUGUUCAUUACUAGUAGCUAACCAUAUUUCUUUUGGAUUGUCCAGUGCAGCUGAGUAUGGUGUAGCGUCAUGAGUGUAUUUGUGUGUGUAUGUGCAGUGGACGUGUUUGCGCAUAUGUGCAUGUGAACAGCAGUUGGGAAAAGUGUUUAAUUAGUAAAGAAUUGUCAACAAUGCUUGUUACUGUGCAACACUUGUUAGCAGUGCCCGCUUUUUAGUAGAGCCUUCUAAGAAGUGCACACAUUUGAUUUAUUUCUGUCAGUCUCCAGAUCUGUUUUAUUGCACAGGAAUUGGUCUGUUGACUGUCAGCGAAUGUGUGCUGUUCUUCCAAUUGAAGCUACUUCUUUUUCUUCUUUUUCUUUUCUGGUCAAGCUGUGAGUCAUUGCUUGAAAUAAAUUUGCCUCAAGUACUACCUCACUUUGAUAUUAUCCUUAUACCUUUACAAACUCCCUGCUUUAAAUUGUGUUCAAGGGUGAAAUUUGAAAUUGUAAUCCAUGAGCGAUGAGGUAACGGCUCCAUAUGUGACCUAACACUUGUAGGAAAAGACAAUGAAUUUAAACGCAAAGUCUGUUCUAACCGGAUAUCCUAAUAUGGAGAUUUUAGAUGAAAUAGAUUUUAGAUGAGAGAUGUUUGGCUAAUCUGUUAAUACAAAUGCAUUACAAAGACAGUACAGGGUUUACCUACCUGACACAGACUUUCCUGUUCUGCACAUGCAUUCCUGCCUUACAUGAUUGCAGUGGGUGUGGCCUGAAAGACUUUGGCUGCUGGCAGCCUACAAAAUGUAUGAUUAUUUUUUUUUUUUUUUAAUUGUUGUACAUUAUCCACAAGGCGUCAGGAUGAUAUAGAAAAUGUAGCACAUGUAUUGAAGUAACCCUUGGUAUCAAACACGGUGUCCAGUUUGGGAAACAAAUAACUGCUAAGGUCAAUCGGUCAUUGAAGUAUCUUUUUUUUUCUCUUCCUUCUGUUCACAGAUCUUACCAACACAAUGUUGCUUUUGACUUAAAUGUUUGGAAAAAUGUUUACAUCAUACACAAAAAACAAACUAUUUAAUCUUAAGGUAUUCAUAUGUCUUAUUAGAAAUGUUAAAACAGAAUGAAGACUAGUUUAUCAAGAGAUAACACUCUGCUGUGGCGAAGACAUGCACUGGGAGAGUUCAGUAUGCUGUGUACAGUAUUUAACAACUCCAUUUGUUAUUAUGAAUAGUUGAUAAGUAUAUAGUCUUUAAAAAGAAAGCAAUAAUAAAGUGACUUAUUUAUAAG